CAAAAUUCUCAAGGGGCAAGCGGGAAAAAUAAAAAUAAAAAUAAAACGCCUCUCAGGGAGUCCCCCCACCACAUGCAUGCCCUGAUCACCCCACAGCAAGCUCCGUCGGACUGACCGGAGGAGGAUACCGCCCCCACCCGACCUCUCCUUAUAUCCUACACCAGCCAGAUCUCUUCCUUCCUUUUCUUCUCACUCUCUUCGCAAUUAUUAUUCUUUCUUAACUUGUCUAUAUUUUUCAAUCUAUAAAAUUUAAUCUUUUAGAUCCUCAUUACCCUUUUCAUUCUCCAAAUUGCGAAUUGCCUCAAACCAUGAACGACUUCGAUGGACUCUUAGCAAAUGAUUUCGGGUUAAAACCGCAGGGAAAAUCGGCUCCAAUGGCUGCAUCCAAGGGGUCUACUAAUACCACCGCCAGCACCUCCGGAUCCGCUCGUAAUUCUAUCAACUGUAGUGGGAAUUUCAUGGUUGACAGAGACUCGCCAUUUGGGUUGUCGGAUAAUCAGAAGUAUCGAGAUACUGCUGUUUUCGAUGACCUGUUUGGGUCUCCUGCGAGCCUCCCGGGCAAAUCACAAAGUCUUAAAGCUGAUUCGUCAUUCAAUUUGAAUUACAUGUUCAAUGGUUCCGGCGAUUAUGGUUCCAAGUCCACGAAUUCGCCAGUGUAUGACAAACCCGUCUACGACGAUGACAUUUUCAAUGGCGUUCCUGGGCUGAAGAGUUCGUCAAAAGUUAAAUAUGAUGACAUUUUUGUGGCCGCAUCGUCGGCUCCGGAGGGAGGUGGUAGUGCAUUUGAUGAUCUCCUUGGCGGGUUUGGCAAGGCAGGGCGUGACUCAAAUAGUUCGGAUGGGAAGCGACCGGGAAAGAAUGAUAGCAGUGGAGACUUCAACGGUAGAAGCGUGAAUCAAAAUGCAUUCGAUGAUCUCCUUGGUGGGUUUGGGGCCAGGAGCUCCCCUAGUGCCAGGCCAGUUCCUGAUAUUGGUUUGUCCUCAGAACCAACUGCCAGGGCAUCUAAAACAACCCCUGGUAUGACAGAGGAUCCUUUUAAGGUAUUUGAAUCAGCUUCGGCCCCCCAUGAUUCAUCUUCAGGCCAAUUUGUGGACCCAUUGGAGCAGAUUAGUAAAUUUAGUAGUUCUAGAAGCAUGCAAAAUGAUAGUUCAGUAAAUUCUAAUGGGAGAGUAUAUGAUGAUAUUGAUCCCUUUGGAGGGCUUGGAAAAUCUGUGCCAGCAUUCUCAUCAGGAAUGAAUAAUAGGAAGGAUGGCAGUCCUCCACAUACAAAUACAAGCUCAAAUUGGUCUAGAGACAAAGAAUCAAUCAAGAGAUCUUCUGUGAGGAGUACUGAGAGACAAGCACAAAGCAGGAUACCAGUUGAUCAUAAUCAAGAAUUUCAAGAGGUUCCUUUUGACAUACCUACAUAUCCAUCUGAUUAUGAUAAACCAGUUAACCGAAGGGCUUCUUCACUGCCAAACAAUUAUGUUGGUUUUAGAGAGCCUGAUGUUCAAGUGAAUAUGCCUCCUAAAUACGAAGAGAAUUCAGAAUUAAAUGAUAUAUGGUUAACGGUAUCAGAGAUUCCUCUUUUUACACAACCAACUACUGCUCCACCACCUUCAAGACCCCCUCCACCACGACCUGCUUCUGCCAAUGCUAAAAAGAAGGCUAAAGAGGCGGCUUCUUUUCAAAGUUCUUCUCGGUUCUCCCAAGGUCCUAAGUCUGCUUCUGCUGCAGCAGUGGCAUCAUCACAGUUUGAUGAACUUCAGGAUUUUUCCAUGGGCAGGAGUCAUGGUAAUGAUGAUGACCAUGUAAAUGAUCAUCUUAAUGAAGAGUUAGAGAUGAAUUCUGCGGCUGCAGCUAUGAAGGAGGCUAUGGAUAGAGCUGAAGCUAAAUUCAGGCAUGCAAAGGAAGUUAGAGAGAGAGAGAAUAUAAAGGCUUCAAGAAGCUACUUGGAAAAUGAUGAGAGAGUUGUGCAAGAGGAUAGAGAAAAGCAAGAAAGGUUAGAUCAUGAAAGGCAAAGGAGGGAGAGGGAGCAAAGGAGACUUGAGGAAGAAAAGGAGAGAGAGCGGAAAGAAAGAGAGCAGCAACUUGAGAGGGAAAGGGAGAGAGCAAGGGAGAUUGAAAGGGAAAGAGAAAAGGCAAGGCAGGCUGUAGAAAGAGCUACUAGAGAAGCACGUGAAAGAGCAGCUGCUGAAGCUCGACAGAGAGCUGAGAGGGCUGCUGCUGAGAAAGCUAGUGCUGAAGCUCGAGAACGAGCUGAAAGAGCUGCUGUACAGAGGGCACAGGCUGAAGCCCGUGAAAGGGCUGCUGCUGAGGCUAAGGAAAGGGCUGAAAAGGCUGUUGCAGAGGCAAGAGAAAGGGCAAAUUCAGAGUCAAAGGAAAGGGAAGCAUGGGAUAGAGCUGCAGCUGCAAGGGCUGAAGCACGAGUUAGAGCAGAGCGUGCUGCUGUUGAAAGGGCAGCUGCAGAGGCACGAGAAAGAGCUGCUGCUCAGGCUCGAGAAAAGGCUGCAGCUGCUACCAGGGCAAACCAGCAAAAGAAUGAAAAUGAUCUUGAAUCCUUUUUUAGCAUGGGUACACGAGCUAACAGUGCUCCAAGGCCUCCCAGGGCAAACUCUUCGGACUCUGUGUUUGAUAACCAGUCUCAACCAGACAUAACAAGGAAAUCAACGGGGGGAUCUUCAAGCAUGAAGAAAGCAUCAUCAUCAACUAAUAUUGUUGAUGAUCUUUCCUCAAUUUUUGGAACUGGUCCAUCCUCAUUUGGGGAAUUUCAAGAAGUUGAAGGGGAAAGUGAGGAGAGACGAAGAGCUAGGUUGGAACGCCACCAGAGGACUCGGGAGCGUGCGGCGAAAGCAUUGGCUGAGAAGAAUCAGCGGGACCUACAAACUCAGAGAGAGCAAGCUGAAAGACAUAGGAUUGCUGAAACUUUGGAUGUUGAAAUUAAGCGUUGGGCUGCUGGAAAAGAGGGGAACUUGCGUGCUUUGCUCUCAACCUUACAAUAUGUGCUGUGGCCUGAAUCUGGUUGGCAGCCAGUUUCUUUGACUGAUUUAAUUACAGUGGCAUCUGUUAGAAAAGUUUAUAGGAAAGCUACUCUGUGCGUCCAUCCUGAUAAGGUGCAGCAGAAAGGUGCAACACUUCAACAGAAAUAUAUUGCAGAGAAAGUGUUUGAUUUACUCAAGGAAGCAUGGAAUAAGUUCAAUUCCGAGGAGCUUUUCUAAUCAUUCAAGGUGGUUUUUUCAUCUACUUUGUUGAGGGGCCACAACCUUGUAUUAGCUGCGCCCCCUCCUGGCCGCCCCUCCUUUUGACCAUGUAUUUUUCUGAUUGAAAGUGAAAUGCAUGGGUGGUGAAAUACUGCUUCCUUGUGGCUUUGAGGUUGCCCCAAGGCUACGCCGUGAAGUAAUUUUUUGGCGUAAUUUCUGUUUUUCCAGUGGCUGCCAGGUUUUCACAGGCUAUUAUGAAUGUAGCAUUGUUUCUUUUGGGUGUAAAAUCAAUUUGUGAGCACCUUUCAGUAUUCUUUGAGUGAAGGUUCUUGAGCGGCCCGUUUUUGUUGAUCCAAUUUGUUACUUGUGAUAUAGAACGAUCUAUUGAAUGUAUACCAGCCAUCGUGGAAGCGUGGAUUUGCAUCAAAAUCUAGGAGACCCACCAGUGUUGGGUUGAGCUAGGAAUCACCCAUGAGUCCUUUGCACAAGCAUAUUCAAUUUAAAAAUCAAAAUUGUUUGUCAUCGGUGGUGUUCAAUCAAGAUCAUAUGUGGGUGGGAUGAAUUCUCAAAACCAUAUGACUCCGUCAGUUACUGACGGAAAAAUUUUGUAUCCAUUUGUUCUGGUUCUGACGUGUAAUAUCUAUAUUUUACUGAAUCCUAUCUGCCUUGGAAUUAUUUACUUGUUCCUUCUUUUUGAAGUA
Messenger RNA from Prosopis cineraria, 3880 nucleotides. RefSeq names its product auxilin-related protein 2-like. NCBI's taxonomy places the organism in Eukaryota, Viridiplantae, Streptophyta, Magnoliopsida, Fabales, Fabaceae. Bases 309 to 3197 code for a protein of 962 amino acids. The record is from RefSeq and is a predicted model, not a curated record. Gene Ontology annotation, biological process: clathrin coat disassembly; clathrin-dependent endocytosis. Gene Ontology annotation, cellular component: intracellular membrane-bounded organelle; vesicle; cytoplasm. The transcript is spliced from 8 exons. Gene Ontology annotation, molecular function: clathrin binding.